AGACAAACUAAAAUCAUGCUUCUUCCGUAACAGAUAUUCCCUUCACAAAAUUCUAUGAAACGAGGUCUGCAAAUCAUAAAAUGGCUUUAAAAAUUUCAGUUCCCGGGAAGAUUAUAUUGUUCGGUGAGCAUGCGGUCGUUUAUGGGAAGGCAGCCAUAGCAGCAAGUGUCAACCUUCGGAGUGAUGUUGUUCUAUCACCAUGUAAAUCUGAAGAAGUUAGAAUUGCCUUUGCAGCUCUUGAUCUUGUUGCAUGUUGGCCUCUGAAAAAGCUUCAAGAUAUCUCCAAAAUGAAAUAUGUGGAUAUCAACAACCCUAUGCCUCUAAGUGACACACAACUCGAAGACUUAGUCCAGAUAGCUGCCAUGGGGAAGGACAGAUCCAAUGUGAAACUGCAAGCUGUACUCAUAUUUCUCUACUUCUACGUGUCUGUUGCAUCUUCACAUAAAGACUGUACUGCACAACAAAACCUUCUUUCAGGUCUUCUCGUAUCCGUGACCACCCAGUUGCCCAUAGCUGCGGGUCUUGGGUCGUCAGCCAGUUUCAACGUGGCACUAGCAGCAGCUCUUCUACUGCAGCAUGGAUAUGUCGGAGGUGUGGACAUGAAAAAAGUUGUAAACACAUGUACAUUUAUAGAUGAUGAAUGGAUAUGGAAUGAAGGUGACCUUGACCUUAUAAAUAAGUGGGCCUUCGAAGGGGAGAGAAUAGUGCAUGGGACACCAUCAGGGAUAGACAACUCUGUAGCAUGUUUUGGAGGUGCUAUAAAAUUUCAGAACAAAACAAUCACUCAUCUUGGACAAAUCCCGAACCUGCAGAUUUUAGUUACCAGUACAGGCAUUCCUAAGAACACAAAGACAUUGGUAGCAAAAGUAAAAGAAAGAAAAGACAUGAUGCCCGAUGUGUUUGGACCUAUCAUGGAAGCAGUUGAAGGGGUUACAGCCCAGUGCCUGCUGAGUUUUGAAGAACUGAAAAAUAACAGCCCAACACAAAAAGAUUCCUUUAAAAUAUUAGAGACACUCAUUGAUAUCAAUCAGAAUCUUCUGCAAGCCAUGGGUGUGAGCCACCACAGACUGAAUAGAAUCUGUGAAAUCACGCUAAAACACGGACUGCACUCGAAAUUGACCGGGGCAGGGGGAGGUGGUUGUACAUAUACGCUCAUCACUCCAGCCACGAGUGCAGAUGACCUGGAGAAAGUGCAGGUUGAACUUUGCAGUGAAGGUUUUGAGUGCUUUCUAGCUAAUAUUUGCUCAAAUGGAGUGACUUGUCAUAGAACGUAGCAACGACUUGUACAAACACAAGUGAAAAAGUAGCACAGACAUGUUAUUAUGUGAAGCGAUGAAAUUUAAAAAAAAGUAGCACUGACAUGUCAUAUUAAAUUGCGUGACUCAUAAAAUGUAGCAGUGACUUAUCAUAAGCAGUGAAUGGCUUGUCAUAAAAUUUAUCACUGAUGUGUCUCAAUUUGUAGCUGUGAUAAGGCAUCAAAUGUAGUACUGACCUGUCAUAUUAAGUGCAAGACUUGUCAUCUAAUGUAGCAGUGACAUGUUAUAAAAUGCAUAAUGACAUGUCAUAACGUGACUGAUAUGUAGUCAAAUGUAGCAGUGACUUAAAUUUUCAAUUUAAUAUGCCAUACAUUGUAUUAUUAAAGCAUUGAAUGACUUGUCACAGAUUGAAGCAGUCACUUAUCAGUUAUUAAACUAUGUACUGACUACUUAAAAA
Molecule: messenger RNA, 1713 nt
Organism: Dreissena polymorpha
Lineage: Eukaryota; Metazoa; Mollusca; Bivalvia; Myida; Dreissenidae
Product: mevalonate kinase-like
Exons: 9
Coding region: 81-1274 (397 amino acids)
Biological process (GO): isoprenoid biosynthetic process
Cellular component (GO): cytoplasm
Molecular function (GO): mevalonate kinase activity; ATP binding
Source: RefSeq, a predicted model, not a curated record